Molecule: messenger RNA, 1456 nt
Organism: Heteronotia binoei (common prickly gecko)
Lineage: Eukaryota; Metazoa; Chordata; Lepidosauria; Squamata; Gekkonidae
Product: tropomodulin-2
Exons: 9
Coding region: 66-1118 (350 amino acids)
Biological process (GO): pointed-end actin filament capping; myofibril assembly; muscle contraction
Cellular component (GO): myofibril; striated muscle thin filament
Molecular function (GO): tropomyosin binding
Source: RefSeq, a predicted model, not a curated record
AUUCAGAAGACUGAUUCCUGAAUGGUGGGCAGGCAAACUUCACGGGACGCAGUUUAGGCGCAGCCAUGGCGGUACCAUUCCGGAAAGAGUUAGAGAAAUACAAGAACAUCAAUGAAGAUGAAAUCCUCAGCAAACUCUCAGAGGAUGAGCUAAAACAGCUGGAAAGUGUUCUUGAUGACCUGGAUCCAGAGAAUGCACUUUUGCCAGCAGGCUACCGACAAAAGGACCAGACCAAUAAAUCCGCCACGGGGCCCUUUGACAGAGAACGACUCUUGUCCUAUUUGGAAAAGCAAGCAUUAGAACACAAAGACCGGGAAGACUUUGUGCCUUUUACUGGAGAAAAGAAAGGGAAAGUCUUCAUCCCCAAAGAAAAGCCCAUAGAAACCCGCACAGAAGAGAAGGUGACCCUGGAUCCAGAAUUAGAAGAAGCCUUGGCCAGUGCUUCUGAUACCGAGCUGUAUGACCUGGCAGCUGUUCUUGGCGUGCACAACCUGGUCAACAACCCAAAAUUUGAUGAGGGAACCAUCAGUAAAGAUGGGAAAGAAAUUGUGAAAAAUGUGGUCAAGGGUGAAAAGGUCAAACCAGUUUUUGAAGAGCCACCUAAUCCAACCAAUGUAGAAGCCACUUUGCAAAGGAUUAAGGCAAAUGAUCCUACACUCCUGGAAGUGAAUCUGAACAAUAUAAAGAAUAUCCCAAUUCCAACACUGAAAGAGUUUGCAAAAGCUUUGGAAACCAAUACAUAUGUGAAGAAAUUCAGUCUGGCAGCUACUCGGAGCAAUGAUCCUGUUGCAAUUGCUUUUGCUGAUGCUCUAAAAGUGAACAAGACAUUGAAAAGUCUAAAUACAGAAUCCAACUUUAUCACCGGGAUUGGGAUCCUGGCCCUGGUUGAUGCCCUAAAAGUGAAUAAGACACUGACAGAGAUCAAAAUUGACAAUCAGAGGCAGCAGCUUGGCACAGCAGUGGAGAUGGAGAUUGCUCAGAUGCUGGAGGAAAACUCCCAGAUCCUCAAAUUUGGGUACCAGUUUACAAAGCAAGGUCCAAGAACGAGGGUAGCAGCAGCCAUCACUAAAAAUAAUGACCUAGUUCGCAAGAAACGAGUGGAAGGAGAACGCCACUAGCCUUGCCUCUAUGGACAUGAAUCAGCUGCCCAUCGAAAAGAACGGGUCAGUCAGCAAUCUCAGAAAAUUCACUGCUCUGAAGGGAAGACACUGGAAAGCCUUUAGAAGAAGGCUGCUCCAUUACUCUCAUUCUCUCUUUUUAAACAAAACAAUCAAGUUUGAUUUUCUUUUAAACAUCUGUUAACAACAGCAACAACAACAUCAAGUUUUGAUUGACGUUCAAAACCAAUACACCCUCCAUACCGGUCAAAUGGGCUUUAUUGUGGAACUUCCGAAACCACUAUGAGCCUUUCUUUGCCCUUUCCCUCCCUCCUUGUAAAAACAAAACAAGUUAAAAG